CUUAUAAUUGUUUACAUUGUAUUUUGCGUUCGAGUCGUGAGCUGAUGUGCACCGACUGGACACAUGACGGUUUGACGUUAUUGUCGUGAAGUUGUAAAUUUCCAUGUAAUACCUAUGUUAGCGAAUUCCGUUUUAUUAAUCGAACAUUAUUAUUAAUACACAACCACGGCCAACGGGUGGUUUUAGUCUUAUCGUUUUUAUAAAGAUAUGAUGGAUUGAUAUUCGAUGUUUUGAUCAAAUCAUCGGCCGUCUUAUGAUCUGAUUUUCGUAAACGUAUAAACCCGUUCGUCGCAAAAUCGUCGUUUAUCUGUUUUAUCGUUGAUGAUACAAUUGAUACUCACCACUCGCGUUACUACGGUCUACGUUAGACGCUUGUGACUCGUGCCUCAUAGCCCAGUGGACUGUGACCAAAAAUGGCAGACCAUAAUUAUUGUGAUAAUGAGAAUGUAUUAAAAUCCACUGAACCAUCUAUUAGUGAAAAUUAUGAAUCAAAAUGUGUAAUAUCCAUGUCAGAUGAUCCUGAGUAUGAAGAAGUACCUAAAUCUGGCCCUCAGACAAGGCUUAAAUCAAAAAAAAAGUCUGAACAAUCUCAAUCCACUUGGUCACCAGUUCGAACUGCUCCAGGUCUACGGCCAAAUUGCACAAUAUUUUAUGAUGGAAAUGGAUUUGCUUACCAUAACCAUAAAAUUGCAAAUAAUAAAAAGUAUUUAAAAUGUACCCAAAAAGGUAUUAAAAAGAAACCAUGUCCAGCUAGAGCUGUUAUUAGAAAUUAUGACAACAUGAUUCGUCAUUCAGGAGAACCACACACACAUAAACCAAGAAACUAUGAUGAAGAAUUACUGAAGAGAAACUUUUUAAUGAAAAUUAGAGAGAGAGCAAUCAAUGAAAACACACCUAAUAGAAUAAUUUUUGAUGAAGAAAUAAAAAAAACACCAAAACUUAGGGGAAAAGUAACAUUUUCGAGUACUGCAAGAAGGAUGCAGAGAUUUCGCCAACCACAAAAAAUGCAAGGCCCACUAUUUCCUAUAGAAGACAAUGAACUCAUUGAUGCAAUAAAUGAUUACAAAAAUAUUCCACAUGAAAAUACUACUAAUAAUAGUGAAGAUGAAGACUGUAAACCGGAUAUAUCGUUUGAUGCAGAGAAUCACAUGGAAGUGAUAGAAGUUGAUGACAUUGAUAUGGAAAGUAAUGAAUUUAAUGAUGAGGUUGAAAGUGAAACUUUUAAUGAAAAGGAAAAUGUUUCAAAAAAUAUUAAAAAAGAAAAAGAUGCAACUGUGAAUAUGUUUUGUUGUAUUUAUUGCAAUAAGUGGCAAGAACCUCAACUUUUUGAAUUUGUACCUAAUCAAAAAUCUAAAACAAUUGAAUUGAGAGAAAAAUUAGAAAAAGAUAAUGUACCAUUACCUAUUGAUUGUUCUAGUCCAGUUAUUGUUAGUCCUUCUGAAAAUAUAUUAGAUAAUAAUCAAACUUCUACUCUUGACUAUUCUGAAGUUCAUGAAGACAUAUCUCAAACUAAUGAUAGUAAUAAAGACACAUUUAAACAAGAAAACGAUGAAAGUGUAGAUGAAGAUAAUAGUAUUUUAGAAACUGCUAAUCCAGACACAUUUAAACAAGAAAACGAUAGUGUAGAUGCGAGUAUUAGUAUUUCAGAAAAUGAUAAUCCAGAAGCACAUGAAUUACAUGAAUCAUCUAGUCAAGAAAAAAAAAAAAAAAAARMUGAACGCAAAUUAGGAUUUUUACAGAUGCGAAUAGAUUCUACAAUAUAUUUUGAUAAUAUGGGUUAUAGUUACCAAAUACAGAAUGAAAAAAAUGAUAAAAAGUACUUAAGAUGUGUUGUUUGGGGUAAAAAGAAGUGUCCGGGUCGAGCCCAUUUAAACGUAAAGACAUUGAGUAUUAUUAGGUCUAGAGGUCACAAUCACUUACCAUCAUCUAAUUGUGAUGCUGAAAAACAAGCUAGAGCAUUUUUGCAUGCUAUUAAACAAAGGGCUCAAGAUGAAGAUACUCCCUUAAAAACCAUUUAUGCUGAAGAAAUACUGAACUUUCCUCUUGCUAGUAAUGUGGUUAAUUAUGCAAAUGCUACCAGACGAAUGCAACGGACAAGGAGAUUGAAAAAUCAACCCAGUACAGUAUUACAAAAAGAACCACCAUUAUUAUUAUCUGUUCAAGUGAUACCGGGUACUCGUCGUGGAACGUCUUUAUACUUGGAUGAACUAGGUUAUUAUUACCAUAAUGAUGCAUUAACCAACAAUGGAAAAAUAGUAAGAUGUACCAAAAAUAGAAAAACAGCAACUGAUGAAGCGUGUCAUUCGAGAGGAUUUAUGCGUGCAUCAGGAGAUGGAUUUGUCAUAUACAGAACUAAAGAUCAUAAUCAUCCACCAGUGGAUCUAAAAAGAAAUCCAUUGGAACGAUCAUUCAUUAAUACCUUAUGUGAACGGGCACGAAAUGAGCUUCACCUGGGUCUUAAAGAGAUUUACAAUGAAGAAGUUGAAAGAUUUAUUGAUGCGGCAGAAAAAAUUCCUUAUCGAAUGGCAUGGCGGAGUAUGGCAAGAACAAGACAACCUCCUAAAGUAUCUGGUGAAGUAAAAUUAGUUAGUGUAUCAGUUAUAUCUGAUGGAAUGGUCAUGUGGGAUGGAUAUACACUGUAUAGAGAUGAAAUAGGAUUUUUAUACUCAUUAAGGAAAGGAAGAAAAUUUGCAUGGUGUCAAAUGAAUACAAAAUUAAAAUGUUCAGUUAAAGGCUCAAUAUCAGUUGAAAAUGAUACUACAAUGUUAGAGUUUACUGGAGAACACAAUCAUUUACCUUUGAGUAACGAUGAGUUUCAAGCAGCUAUUUUUCUUGAAAAAAUAAUGCUUAAAUGUUUGGAAGAUGAUAGUAAACCAAAGAAAUUGUAUGAUGAAGAAUUAGUUAACUUUCCUGGUGUUGAAAAACGAGUAUCAUUAGCAUAUGCACGCGAGAAAAUAAAAGCCAGGAGAAAAAGUGCAUUAAAAAAAAAUUCAUCACAUGAAUUGUUAGAAACAACCUGUGAACCAUUGAAAUAUAUUGAGUUUUGGGAUGAAGAGAAUAACUCUAUUGAUGAUGAAGACUUAAAUGAGGAUAUAUACUCUGAUGGUGACGAUUUUAGUGAAAAGUCUAAGGAUUCUUAUGAUAUCUACUCAGAUGAACAAGGAUUCAAAUUUACAAUAGUCAGUGUAAAAGAUGAAACUAGAUAUUUAGAGUGUAUACAGAAGCACACUGGAUGCAAUGCCAAAGGAGAAAUGUUUAAAGGCGAAAAUGAUGAGUGGCUAUUUGUUCUUCAUAGCUACUCCCACAACCAUUUACCUCACGAUGAUCAUUCAAAUGAUGAAUAAAAGUUUGAUUAAAAGUCAAUAGAUAGUUAAAAUUGUGAAAUUUAAUAUUUUCAAUUGAGUCAUUGCAUUAUUUUUCUUCGUGGUGUCUUAUAUGAACUAUCUUGUUCUAUAUAUUAUUCUUACUAGUUUCCAUGUAUAUAUAAAUAAAUGUUUUAAUAAUUCUUAACACAAUAAUAUAA
Molecule: messenger RNA, 3523 nt
Organism: Diuraphis noxia (Russian wheat aphid)
Lineage: Eukaryota; Metazoa; Arthropoda; Insecta; Hemiptera; Aphididae
Source: RefSeq, a predicted model, not a curated record